AUGACGCCGGUGGCCGUCUUGAGCCGGGCGGUCCUGUUCGGGCUCAACAACACGCGCCUCGUCAAGGACGAGCGGCACGCGCGGCUGGUGGAUCUCGUGCGCGACAGACCAGAGGGAGAACCGCUCUUGACGGUGGCGAACCACGCGUCGACGCUGGACGACCCCGCGGUGAUGGCGGUGCUGCUGCCCUGGGAUAUCGUGGUCCGGCCGAGGCUGAUGCGGUGGUCGGUCUGCAGCCAGGAGAUCUGCUUCGAGACGAGGGCGAUCGCUUCGUUUUUCGGCGCUGGAAAGGUCCUGCCCAUCGAGCGCGGUGGCGGGGUAGACCAGAAGCUGCUCUUGAACUUUUCGCGAAAGCUCGCGGCAGGGGGGUGGUGCCACAUAUUCCCAGAGGGAAAAACCGUCCAGACGGGGACAAUAGGGGGAAGGUCUCCGCCUGCCUCGAGCGACCUGGGCCGACUCAAGUGGGGGGUGGGGAGGAUGAUCGCGCACGCCCCGCGAACGCCGCGGGUGGUGCCCUUCUUCCACACGGGGAUGCAGAACCUGGUGGCGGAGGACCCCGCGACGAAGGAUGUAUUGCCGAGACAACCCCAGUUCUUGAACGACAUAACAGUUAGGGUGGGCGACGCGAUAGAAGUGGAAGACCUCCUCGCUCAGCACGAGGACGAGCACGGACCGCUGUGGAAGUACUCCGCGGCCGUCGCGCAAGGGGGCGCCGACGAUGAGCGCAAGUGGGCGUCUUGUUCCGCCGCGGACAAGCAGUUGUACAGCGCCAUCACGCGAAGGGUAGAGGCGGCGCUGCACGCGCUGGAGGCUGAGGCAAGGUUGGAGCUCGGGGACGCCUACCCGACAAUUCCCAGUGUCGUAGCCAGCGGGGACUACCUGGCCCUGCUUGGGGAGCAGUAG
This is a messenger RNA of Ectocarpus siliculosus, 903 nucleotides long. The record is from the annotation of a GenBank genome assembly. Lineage: Eukaryota; Phaeophyceae; Ectocarpales; Ectocarpaceae.